GCGGCGGGCCGGGGAGGGGGGGAAGAUGCCGCUGGCGCAGCUGGCGGACCCGUGGCAGAAGAUGGCUGUGGAGAGCCCUUCCGACAGCGCUGAGGAUUAUAUCUUUAUCCUUGAAAUUUAAAAACAUUUACCAGGACAUGUCUUGGUGUUGAUGAUCUCUGUUGAACCUUCUCAGUCUGCAGUCUCAGGAUAAAUGAGGAGCUGAUUCUUAAUCCUGUCACAUUGGAAUUUAGGUUUCCAAUUUGGAGUUCUUUUUGGAAAAAAUAAUUAUGAAUGGACAGCAAAUUAUGGAUGAACCUAUGGGAGAGGAGGAGAUUAAUCCACAAACUGAAGAAGGCAGUAUCAAAGAAAUUGCAAUCACACAUCAUGUGAAGGAAGGACAUGAAAAGGCAGAUCCUUCCCAGUUUGAGCUUUUGAAAGUAUUAGGGCAAGGAUCAUUUGGAAAGGUUUUCUUAGUUAAAAAAAUCUCAGGCUCUGAUGCUAGACAGCUUUAUGCCAUGAAGGUAUUAAAGAAGGCCACACUGAAAGUUCGAGACCGUGUUCGGACAAAAAUGGAGCGUGAUAUCUUGGUAGAAGUCAAUCAUCCUUUCAUUGUCAAAUUGCAUUAUGCUUUUCAAACUGAAGGGAAGUUGUAUCUUAUUUUGGAUUUUCUCAGGGGAGGAGAUUUGUUUACACGCUUAUCCAAAGAGGUGAUGUUCACAGAAGAGGAUGUCAAAUUCUACUUGGCUGAACUUGCACUUGCUUUAGACCAUCUGCAUAGCCUGGGAAUAAUCUAUAGAGACUUAAAACCAGAAAACAUACUUCUUGAUGAAGAAGGUCACAUCAAGUUAACUGAUUUUGGCCUAAGUAAGGAGUCUAUUGACCAUGAGAAGAAAGCUUAUUCUUUUUGUGGAACUGUGGAAUAUAUGGCUCCAGAAGUAGUCAAUCGUAGAGGUCAUACUCAGAGUGCUGACUGGUGGUCUUUCGGUGUGUUGAUGUUUGAAAUGCUCACUGGUACACUACCUUUCCAAGGAAAAGAUCGUAAAGAAACAAUGACUAUGAUUCUUAAAGCCAAACUUGGGAUGCCACAGUUUCUGAGUCCUGAAGCCCAGAGUCUUUUACGAAUGCUUUUCAAACGGAAUCCUGCAAACAGAUUAGGUGCUGGACCAGAUGGAGUUGAAGAAAUUAAAAGACAUUCAUUUUUCUCAACAAUAGACUGGAAUAAACUUUAUAGAAGAGAAAUUCACCCACCUUUUAAGCCUGCAACUGGCAGGCCUGAAGAUACAUUUUAUUUUGAUCCUGAGUUUACGGCAAAAACUCCCAAAGAUUCACCUGGCAUUCCACCUAGUGCUAAUGCACAUCAGCUUUUUCGGGGGUUUAGUUUUGUUGCUAUUACCUCAGAUGAUGAAAGCCAAGCUAUGCAGACAGUUGGUGUGCAUUCAAUUGUUCAGCAAUUACACAGGAACAGUAUUCAAUUUACUGAUGGAUAUGAAGUAAAAGAGGAUAUUGGCGUUGGCUCAUACUCCAUUUGUAAGAGAUGUAUACAUAAAGCCACAAACAUGGAGUUUGCGGUGAAGAUUAUUGAUAAAAGCAAGAGAGAUCCAACAGAAGAGAUUGAAAUUCUUCUUCGUUAUGGACAGCAUCCAAACAUCAUUACUCUAAAGGAUGUAUAUGAUGAUGGAAAAUAUGUGUAUGUAGUAACAGAACUUAUGAAAGGAGGCGAAUUGCUGGAUAAAAUUCUUAGACAAAAGUUUUUCUCAGAGCGAGAGGCCAGUGCUGUCCUGUUUACUAUAACCAAAACUGUUGAGUAUCUUCAUGCACAAGGGGUGGUUCACAGAGACUUGAAGCCUAGCAACAUUCUUUAUGUGGAUGAAUCUGGUAAUCCAGAAUCUAUUCGAAUUUGUGAUUUCGGCUUUGCAAAACAGCUGAGAGCGGAAAAUGGUCUUCUCAUGACUCCUUGUUAUACUGCAAAUUUUGUUGCACCAGAGGUUUUGAAACGACAAGGUUAUGAUGCUGCCUGUGAUAUAUGGAGUCUUGGUGUCCUCCUUUAUACAAUGCUUACUGGUUACACUCCAUUUGCAAAUGGUCCUGAUGAUACUCCAGAGGAAAUAUUGGCACGGAUAGGUAGCGGAAAAUUCUCACUCAGUGGUGGUUACUGGAAUUCCGUUUCAGAUACAGCAAAGGACCUGGUAUCAAAGAUGCUUCAUGUAGAUCCUCAUCAGAGACUGACUGCUGCUCUUGUGCUCAGACAUCCUUGGAUUGUCCAUUGGGACCAAUUGCCACAAUACCAACUAAACAGACAGGAUGCACCACAUCUCGUAAAGGGUGCCAUGGCAGCUACAUACUCUGCUUUAAAUCGCAAUCAGUCACCAGUUUUGGAACCAGUAGGCCGCUCUACUCUUGCUCAGCGGAGGGGUAUUAAAAAAAUCACCUCAACAGCCCUGUGAAGUGACCUCAGUGAGAUAUUUGGUACCAUGAUGUAAGCUGAUAGCACAAGUUCUGGCGACAGGUAGCACAUACCUGAGAGACACCUGCAAGCACACACUGUCCCAGCUGGUACCCAUAAUGCUGCUGCUCCUGCUGUUCCUGCUUUCAUCUCUUCUCGCUUUAAUUGAUUCUUAGCAAGUUAGAUUUUCCUGGAGCUUCGAAAUGAAAAUGGAAACAUGAUGAAGAUAUAAUCACUGAAUCAACACGAAAAAUAAUGAACACAUGAAUACCACCUAAAAUACACUGAAUAAAAGUACUCUUCACCAUAUAGCAUUAUUUUUAUAGGAAAUAUUUCAUGUCCCCUAAAUAUUCUUUUGUUAGUUAUAGGGAUGGACAGUUUAUGUUAAGCACUUAGCUUAAACAAUCCGUUUAUAUUAGCACUGUAUCCCUUGUGCCAUCCAACAUUUUGUAUGUUUUUGUAAACAGUUCAUAUACAGUACAUUUCUGUACUGAUUUCUUUAAUGUAUACAUGCCUUGUUUAACUUGGAGUCUAUUAAUCAAUUGACUAUUAAAUCUGGAUAAAUAGUUCACCUGGAUUAACAGUAUUGUUGGGAAACCUUAAAGAUGGCCAGACUGAUUGAACAGCUGUUGAAUGUAAUUCUCUCAAAUUGUACAUAUCCUCCUCCAUCUGUUUCACUGGUUUGUUCAUUUGUUUCUUCAAGUCAGGUGCUCUGUCAGACUAACCUAAAGAGCUGUUAAUGGUAGAGAAAGUUGUUGUGUGUGUGGCAUGAAAUCAAGAAUACACCUAUGAAGUUAAUCCAUAUACUUUGUGAUUUCUUAGGGUUUCCUUUCCUUAAUUAAGGAAGUAAUCCUUGAACUUUUAACCUUACAUAGUGCUCAUACUUAGUAUUUGGCAUAUCAUUUGAAAUCUUGCCAACAUACAUCAAAGGCCUUUAAAAAAUCAUAUUAAAGAAAUUGGAAAAAGAAAAUUUAGCAAUUGAUAAUUAAAGCCUUACUGGAUAUUUCAUGUUUAAAUAGGUAUUCUAUAUUAAACACUAAUUUGAAUGUAAUAAAGGCCACAGGCCUCCAUAUGAAAUUGGAUUUAAACUUUAUUAUUCUAGAGAAUAAAAUAUUCUUGGCCAAACAGUAUCUGUUCUAACCUGAAGUCAUAGCUGAGGCAGGCUCAAUGACUGAUCAGCACUGACUGUUUUCUGAAUCCCUGCUGAUGGUUUAUAGCCAUAUGAUGUUUCCUUUGACUUCAGUAGUGACCAGUUUUCAUAAUGGCCCCUGGCUCUGCUUCAUGUGCUUCAGGAUCUACAUCUAACUUGCUGGUUUCCAAUUUUAUUUGACAAAAGAAACUUCUAUACCCAUCAUUACCCAUAUCUUUGUCACACUACCCAGUGUACGUUAAUAUGUGUUGUAAAAAACAUGAGCAAAGAAAAAAGUGAUUUAGCUUACCUCAUCAGGAAUGUGCCCCAGUAGAUGUGAGUCACUUACUGAGCUGCGUACAUCAGAAAUCUUCUCACUUAGAGUACUAGCCCAAGAGUGUGGUUUUUGCAGUUCAUAAAAGACACUUGUCAUUCCUUAUCUUCUCUGCUACUAAAGAGAAAGAGAAAAUCUCCAACACCACCUUUGCCCAAGCAACAUGAAAUGAUGAUUGCAUAGAAACCAAAUGUAGGGUUAUCUUCUAAAUAAAAAGUACACAUUAGGAGGAUGCCAGAAGUUCUACAUACCAACUACUGAAGUUCUUGAGUAUAUGGAUGCUAACUAUUCAAAGUUGCUUUCCAUUGCCUGGCAAGAAAGCCUUUGCCCCCCCCCCCUCUUCUAUUCAGUGUGUCAGAUUCUCCCAUUUAUCCUGUCUCUCAUUUAGUUUUUCCUUAUAGCACCAUGCUGCCUUUCUUUCAUAUUAUCACCAAAAGGAGCUAAAGUCAAAAUUAUGUAAUUUUAGGGCAGUCCUAUACUAUAUUAUGAUGCCAAAUUUAUUUCCUUUAAGAAUUGCCUUCCUUAUCUAGUCAAACUGCUAGUUUUAUUGGAGAAAUGAAGAUUUCCCCAAUAGAUUCACAAAACUGAAGGCUUCCUACUGACAAAACAGGUUAGGAGCAUAAAUUACUUCUUCUGUGGCUCUAGUGUUCACAUUGUCUUAGGGCAAACAUGGCCGACAAUGUAGUGCUUGUGCUGGGUUAGCCUUUCCAUUUAUUUCACAAAGUCUAUUUCCUAUAGGCCACUGUACUUACGGGAUUAAGGCUCCUGAAGUCUUCUGCCUUUCACCCAUUGCUGCCAGUUUUGGGGGCUUAUCCCAGAGUUGUCAGCUCUGCUUUUAUGUUUCACUGAAAAAGGAACUAAACUGACAGGACUCUUUUUACAGACAUCUCUUGGUUUAUGAUGCAAAAUAACAUCCCAAGCAAUAGAAAUGUGUUUAACAUAGCCAAGCAUAUACUGGAAACUAUGAAUUAAAAUAUGAUGUGUUUUGCAUCUUCCCUUUCAAGUGAUGAUAUUAAAUUAAGGUAAGUUUUUUGUUAUUUUUUGUUUUGUUUUGCUUUUUAUGAAUCAUUUCAGCUCCUUCUGUUUAAAAAGGUAUCUUCUAAGUGCAUUAAUGCCUUGAAUUUAACAGAUGUAAUGUAAAUCUGUUUUUAACAAGCAACUCCAAAACUCUAAAAAUAAUUUUGGCAAGCCCCAAAGUCAAGAUGCUGUGAAGCUGGCAUACAGAAGAGUAAGUUCUGAGUGUCUAGAGAGAGGAUGUAGGGUAUGUGUGGUAGUUUCCACAUUUCACAUGCAUUACUCUCCAAAGGACAGGUUGGGAGGAUCAGCCAUUUUCCAUCUGUUCUUUAGACAUGGCUUCUGUUGGGAUCAGAAGACAUCAAGAGAAGUGGGGGUGUCCUUAAAGCUGUGCCCAUACCCUCAGUCCAAGAAGGAUUGGAACAGAGAGUAGGUGCAGAGGCUUCAAGAAAAGGCAUGUAUUUGAUAGGAAAAGGACCAGAGUAGACUCAUCCUGGGAUGAUAGUUAGCCAAAGGCUUUCUAGACUUCAGGACCUUGGUAUAGUUGUUCUUAUUCACUGUGGAAGCCAGUAAUACACAUCUCAACAUGACUUCGAUAGUCUCCAGUCCCUGGCUUUUAUGAAUUACCUACAAUAUUUCAGGUUUUUCUGUAUUUUAUAAGUCCUUAGUGUGGUGAUGAGAAUUUGAGACUUGUGAAAGUACUCAGCUCUGGAACAUAAAGGAUCAAAAAAGGUCUAUUUUCUGUGACUCACAAAAACAAUGGAUUCCAUGGCUGAUCUUGGUGCUUAAACCAGGAGGGUCCAGUCUAACUCUAUCUGUCCCUCUGCAAGAUCCAACUCCAUGUGACUAAACUGGAUGUAUACUUUGAGCCUUAUUUAAUUCACAGAGAAGUUGACUUAAUUCAGUGUUUUUAUUUCAAUUAAUGAAAAUAGUCCUCUUUUCAACCCCAGGUUGCUUACAUUUUGCUGAUCUCCCCCAAGUGACCAUUGGUGGAGACCAAUUAAUGAAGGAAUGAAUUCAGUUUCUUGAGACUGUGGUAUUCUCCAGAGCCACACUUAACCACUUUUUCCACUGAAGAAUCUACACAGUGAUAAUGCCCAAAUAUGGAUGGCCAAGAAGAAUUUGUAUCUACAGUGUGCUUUGUGUGUUUUUGACACUGCUGUAUUCUGUGUUGCCAAGUGACUUGUAACUAGUUCCAAAGUGACAGUUCUCAAAAAUUCUAGUAAUUAAGUCAACUUAAUUUUCGUAAACCUGGUGUCAUUAUAGGUCUCACAUUUACCACUUUUUGUCAGUCUUUUACCUGUUCAUAAUGGGCAUAGCAAGGGUUGGGAUGAGAGCCUACUUUCCUACCUCUUAAGGCACUUUCCUCAUUGUUUUGCCAUAUACCUUGAACUGCAUGAUAAACUGUUGAAAUAUCAUGACUUUUCCCAGAGCAACUAGCAAGGUGUAUGAUGUUUUGACUAGAUAUUAGUGGAAAGGAAAACUUAGAGAUUUAAGUCCAGAUAUAUGAACCUCAAGAAAAUGUCUUCUAGCACAUACCAUUUAAGUACAGUAUAUGGAAAUGUAUUUGAGAAGAGAGUCACUAUAAUAGUUCUCUCUAAGUAGAUUAGUUCAAUGUCCAAUGAAAGUGAACAUCUUUAUUCCUAUAUUACUAUCGUACUGGAUGAACUGUAUACUGAGUUUUUCAAACAAGUAUUUAAAGUAGAACAUUUAAGUACAAAGCAAGGGCAUGAGGAUAAAGACUUGGGUUGUGUUUCUGUAAGUGUAGUUUACCAUAUAAAGCUUUGUUUUUUAAUUUAAAAAAGGUUUCAAAGUAUUGUCAUUCAUUAGCCUACUUAAUGAUUAUGAGUGAUGAGUGUAUAACUCAAAAUCAUAUACAUGUAUUAGUUUAUCUUAACUUUUUCCCUAAAUAAAAAGGGAAGGUAUACACCUAAAAGAUGUAAUUAUUUUGCAUUUUUGGCCAUGGGUGGGAAUGGGGUGGGUAUCUACUUAAGCAGUUUUUAAAAAAGAAAAAAAAUCACAAAUAUUUUUCUACUGUUAUAUAUGAUCUUACUUUAUACUAGUUUAUCUCUAGUAAGGCAUGCCAGAAGCUCAAGCAAGGUACCAUAUCAAGGGUUCUAAUGUGUUGUACCUUUUAUUGGUGGGUAAAUAGCAUAGAUGCUUGGCACGGCUGCCAUAGUUAUGAACUGCUUGUAAGGAUCAGAUUUCACUGAGUAUUUUAAGUUGUUUUACUUAAGAGUUCAAUCUGGGAAGUUUGCAAAUCAUACUAUUAAUGUGUAAUCUAAGCUCUUUCCAAUGUAUCCAUGAAUAAUCCUGGAACAAUAUUGCUUGUAUUCCUGUCAAAGAACAGGUUUUGUAAUCUUUAAAAGAAAUGGAAAUUUAUAUAAUAAAGUUUCAAGUAAACCAUG
This is a messenger RNA of Peromyscus californicus insignis, 7310 nucleotides long. RefSeq names its product ribosomal protein S6 kinase A3 (gene Rps6ka3). Gene Ontology annotation, biological process: protein phosphorylation; intracellular signal transduction. Lineage: Eukaryota; Metazoa; Chordata; Mammalia; Rodentia; Cricetidae. The transcript is spliced from 25 exons. The record is from RefSeq and is a predicted model, not a curated record. Bases 270 to 2426 code for a protein of 718 amino acids. Gene Ontology annotation, molecular function: magnesium ion binding; ATP binding; ribosomal protein S6 kinase activity.